ACUCGGGUAACAUCUCAUCAACUGUGUGUGAAUUUCUUAUUUCAUACUCCUCUUUCUGAUGUCCGUAUAAGACAUGAAUGGUUAUUUUUAAUAUGCUUUUGUGUGUUACUGCUGAGCGCUAAGUGGAAACCUGUUUAAACUGGGUUUGCUGAUAUAAACAGAAGAUGCGUUUCGAGGCGAAGCGGUGCGGAGUGCAGUUCAGCCCUCCAGCCAUCGUCCUCAUUUAUCAACACAAGGACACCAACAAGGUGCGGAAAAGAAUAAUACCUGUGCGAAACUUCUCCAAAUGUUCUGAUUACAGCACAGCUGCGGAAAGGCUGAAGAACCAUCCUCGGCACAGAGACUACUUGGAAGGUGUGUCCCAGAGCCAGCUUGAGAGACUUCAUAUCAUCCUGCGAGAUCACAUGCAGGGCUUCAGCCUGCAGCAUAGCCUGGCCUCAUUCCAGCUGGACCCUGACCAGGACCUGAACAAACUGGACGAUGAUGAACUGGCUCGUAAGAAAGGCCAAAUGGACAGACUGUUUGAGAGGAACCAGAGAUGCAAAGAUGAUCCUGACUUUGUUUACGACCUGGAGAUGGAUUUCCACACCAAAGAAAAGUGCAGCUGGGAUGAAGAGUCCGAUGAUGGAUUUUAAAGUUCUGUUCUUCGGUCCUUUCAAAUUGAGAUUGUAGAUAACAAACCAUAAGAUCUUCGGAUUUUCUAUUAAAGAGAUGCUGAUGUUGACUACAGUGCUUAAUGUAGAAGAUGAACA
Messenger RNA from Scomber scombrus (Atlantic mackerel), 752 nucleotides. It is a transcript of the gene cep19, whose product is annotated as centrosomal protein 19. Bases 165 to 635 code for a protein of 156 amino acids. Gene Ontology annotation, biological process: trans-Golgi to periciliary membrane compartment transport; microtubule anchoring at centrosome. The transcript is spliced from 2 exons. Lineage: Eukaryota; Metazoa; Chordata; Actinopteri; Scombriformes; Scombridae. Gene Ontology annotation, cellular component: spindle pole; centriole; centrosome. The record is from RefSeq and is a predicted model, not a curated record.